UUCUCUUAUCGCCUACAAGACGGUUUUUUCUGUCUGGACAAGUCACGCCACGUACUUGCAUACGUUCUGCACCGUGCCCGCUGGCCUGUAGACUCUUUGGGUUGUCGUGAAGCAGGUCAUACGGAAAUAAAAGGAAGUCAGUCGGUUGUCAGCCCCACGAACGUUCUGUUUGGACGGUUGUGUCAAAUCCAUUCUCGUUAAUUCGUGAACAUUUUUGUCGUCUUGUACCCCGUUGUGCAGGGAGCUCGCUUUUUUCUGCCCUGCGGCCGAUGGAUGCUUGGAACUGCAACAUAGUUUUGAAGGCUUUCCAAGUCUUCUCGUGCGUCACCUGCGUAUACAGGAGGGUAUCCCCUCUCACGAUGAAAGGACAUUGGUUUCGUGCGACGUCCGGGCUCGGAAUCCUUUCUUUUUUCAUGAGCAUGGGAACAGAACGCGCGUACAGCCUAUCUGCAGCGAGCUCUUUCCAAUUAGGUGACCGCCCCGAAGACUCUGCAUUCUCUCUGAAAAUCUCGCCUCUUCGGGACCUAUCGCACGACUUACGCCGCUUGGCUACAUCUCCGUCGGUGCCAGCAUACGUGACGAGAGUCCAGACCAGCAGAACAAAUCCUGCGUCAGCAAACUUCCGGAGUUCAGACGAUGAGCUGGCUCCGAUUCUCCGAGGAAUCUGCAAUAUCUCUGCCUUCAAUCCUUGCGUCCCUGAAGCGCAGUGUGUGCCCACUGUCCCUGUGAUUGGGGAAGCAGCGUGCAUCUGCCCUCCAGGUUAUGCUGGUGACGGUCGAGCCGCUGGUGAAGGAUGCGUAGACAUAAACGAGUGUGUUACAGGAAACAAUGAUUGUGACACGAGGACAACCGUUUGUGUCGAUCUCCCGGGGUCGUACAAGUGUGAAUGUAAACCCGGAUUUCUAACAGCACCCAAUGGACGGACGUGUCUGGAUAUUGAUGAAUGCCAGAGUCCUGCGCUGAAUGACUGUAAUCCAGUAACCAUGACUUGCCACAAUCUGGAAGGCACGUAUCGGUGCGUGUGCAAGGACCCGCAGCAGAUCAUGGAUCCCCUGACGAAACGUUGUAGAGACUUGAAUGAAUGCGAGGACAUGAAUGGAAUAAUGAAUCCAUGCGAACAACUGUGUUUUGACAGAUUCGGAGGAUUUGAAUGCGGUUGCAGGGAAGGGUACAGGCUAUCCAGGGAUGGCGUAUCUUGUGCAGAUGUUGAUGAAUGUGCCGAGCCAACGCUUAACGCCUGUGACCCAGAAGGUGUUGUCUCACGUUGUCAGAAUGAGAUUGGUGGCUACAGAUGCCUGUGCAAUAUUGCCCUGGGCUUUACUGACGGUCCAGAUGGGAUAUCAUGCGUCAACUUGGAUGAGUGCGCUAGAGAUCCGUAUAUCUGUGGGGGAGCACUUUCCUGUUGCAAAGAUUUAUUUCCUCCUCAGCGCUUUGCAUGUACUGUUCCUCUUGACGACACACUCGGCCAUACAGCUCCAUUAGGGGGUGUUACGUCGCAGACUAUUAAUGCUGCCUUUGGAUCAUCUCCUCUAACAAGUUGGAUUCCUGACUUUCUUGGAGUAGCAAAUAGUGCAAGUCUGGCAACGCCCCGAGUUCUGGAGCAAACAUCACCAAAACUAACAUCGGGGGAGUCGAAUCUCCUCAAUCAUUCUGGGGUGUCUCCAGACACACAGACCAAACGUUCUGACUCUCUUGCCGACCCACAGACAGAUCGGUUUAUUGAGCUAAUCUCGGAAGAAACUGCGCUAUAUCGAGCAAACGGGGGAGCUAUGGAUUUCUUUUGUGUCAUUGCUGGAAGUAGGACGAACGAUGAGGUCCGUGAACAACUGGAAAUUCUUCGAUCUCUUGGUAACACCAACACCGCGGACCCGCAAGCUUCGCGCCGACUACAGUUACUUACCGCUCUGAAACCAGGAUCCCCACAUAUCCCAGGUAGUCAGUUGGGUCCUAUAGGUGGUUUAAGGUUCGCACGUGGCGCCACAUGCCCAGCAGGCUUUCGCCUCGGAGGCGAUUUGUAUCGAGAGAAAGUUAGGAAUAAAGUGAAGAAUACGUUUGAAUACUUGAUUACAAGUAACAUUCAGACUAACACCGACGGGACGCGGAAAGUUGUUGCUCCACAGGAAGUGGCUGCUGGCGUUUUGGGAAAUACACACCUGGUCGCCGACGAAGCAAUGAAGUGGUACAAUGAACUCUCAAACAUUCCGUCCUCUCUCGGUUCCGCUGUACAGCUAGGAAAUGCAGCCGCAGAUGCGGCAAGAGAUGCUGCCCUGCAACAGCUCAUGAGUAGUGGUGCGUAAACUCUGGAAGACCUAGCUCUCUCAUACUCUGAAAAACAAUGGAGAAGUGUGACUGCCUAGAGGGUCAAGCCUCGAUCUACGCAGACAGUUGACUUUUCAGACUUGUUCUUUUCUCUGAGAAUGUACCGCCCCUUGUUGAUAAACAGGUACCCACGUUUGUGUCUCGGUGCUGUGAAAAUUCGAGGGAAUAUUAUGUAGUUCCUCGCCGUGUGCAGAUGCCCAUUUGCCCCGCACAGCUACACCUAGAGUCGUAGUACUCGGAAUCUACCAACCGACGUGAGAGAAGUGCACGCAGGCGUAUGUGGCAAAGACAGUGACUGCUUCUCCUCCUUGUCGAGAGGCAGUUCACUCAUUUUCUUUGUCAGUAGUAAAAUUUGGUUCUUCCGUCGUAUCGCAGUGACAUGCCGUUAGUGAAAGCGAGUUUGCAUCGCUUAAAGAUACGUGUCUCCGACGAAACUGUGGAAAAACUCAUACAUUUUUUUCUUCACAGAGUCUGCAACAAAACUACCACGGCAGA
Molecule: messenger RNA, 2814 nt
Organism: Toxoplasma gondii ME49
Lineage: Eukaryota; Apicomplexa; Conoidasida; Eucoccidiorida; Sarcocystidae
Product: calcium binding egf domain-containing protein
Exons: 2
Coding region: 270-2297 (675 amino acids)
Molecular function (GO): calcium ion binding
Source: RefSeq, a predicted model, not a curated record